AUGAUGACGAAGCCUAAUGCCGACUCGCUGUUUGGUCCAUUGGUGAAUGUUCGACAGGGCUCUUUCAAUCCAUCGACUUGGGCCAUCGACUUGGGCCUCUCACGCUCAACCUUCUCUGCAGCGGGCUAUGCGGCCUUUCGCCCAGCGUACCCUCCCUCUCUGUUCCGCACGGUUCUCGCCUACCAUCGAGCGCCAUCGGCCGUAGGCACGCUGCUGGACCUGGGCUGCGGCCAUGGGCUCAUUGCGCGGGCGCUGAGCCCCGAAUUCGGCCGUGUCGUCGCGAUUGACCCCAGCGGCGGCAUGGUCCAGCAGGCAUCGAAACUGACAGACGACCCCAAGAUCACGUUCCGCCAGGCCAGCUCGGAGGAUCUGUCUUUUGUGGCGGACGCCUCUGUAGAUCUCGUCGUCGCGGGCCAGGCAUCACACUGGUUCGACUACACAAGGGCCUGGCCCGAGCUGGCACGCGUCGUCCGAAGCGGCGGGUCCCUCGCCUUCUGGGGCUACAAAGACAACAUCCUCCUUGGCUUCCCAGAGGUCAACCAGAUCCUCGAGGAUGCGUGCUACGGAGAGGACGAGGUGGCGCCGGGCAUGGAGAGCAUGGCGACGUACUGGGAGAAGCCGGGCCGGGACAUUCUGCGCAACUCAUUACGGGCUGUGGUGCCGCCGCCGGCAGACUGGACAGACAUUCAGAGAGUGGUGUUUGACCCGAAUCGGAAGACGUCCAGCAUCGCACCAGAGGACGAGGACAGAGCGUGGCUGCACAAGAGGCUCAAGCUGGGCGAGUUUGAGGGCUAUCUUCGGACGUUUAGCGCGUUCAGCGGGUGA
Molecule: messenger RNA, 825 nt
Organism: Verticillium dahliae VdLs.17
Lineage: Eukaryota; Fungi; Ascomycota; Sordariomycetes; Glomerellales; Plectosphaerellaceae
Product: trans-aconitate methyltransferase
Exons: 2
Coding region: 1-825 (274 amino acids)
Molecular function (GO): S-adenosylmethionine-dependent methyltransferase activity
Source: RefSeq, a predicted model, not a curated record